GUCUCACUCACUAAAUUCUUUUACAAGCAGAGUGAUGUAUACCUACAUGGAAUACCUUCAAAAAUGUUUCUAUAAGACCACUGGCUGGUCGGAGGAUAACAUAUUCCCAAAUAUCACAUCCAAUUCUCAAGCCAUCUUGGAUUUUAGCAUUCCCAAUGGCUGUAAAUUAGAUAUAUCUUCCAAGUCAUCAGACUACUCGGCUUCCAGUUUUACGUUAUCAAAUUAUAACGUUAUAAAUGGCUCAUUGGCAUACUUAUACUCGAGCAUUCCGUUAAAGAAUACAUUGGGAACAAAGAACAUGUCCUUACAAGAGGCACUCUCUGGUUUUAAGAUAAUUGAACCCAAAGAACUAGAAACUAAGUCUGAAUUCUCAGCAGUCCCUUCGGACAUUUCCAAACCAUCCUUAUUAUACGGCAGAAUGUAUUUUCCUGGUUCUGCUUUGGAAGCAAUGGUCAUCAAGAGGAUCUCAAAGCUGACCCAGCUUUUGAUCAAGUCGAUAAGUAAUCCUAAUUUGUCCAAGAAUGGAACCAUGAUUAUUUAUUUGCAGAACAACACAUCCAAGCUACUGAGAGAGUUUAUUUAUUCCACAAAUGAGGCCUUGAUAGGUUUCAGGUGCUUGUAUAACUUUGGCCAGAAUGAGAAGACAAGCGCCACCAGUGCCAAAUUCUCGGGCCAACAUCUCCCCAUCAUCCCCAAACUCGAUAAUUCAGUGGUAUCCAUCGGAACUGAAAUCUGGUACGCAGCCAUGACCUUGAGUCCCGGUUUGUCUACUGCUUUUAGGUACUCAACAAGGUCAACAACCACGGGAAAGCCCUUGACCAUGACCAUAGCCUGUAAUCCUAUUCUUGGUCAACUAUCUUCAACUUACACAGUGAAGACUUCGGUUGCAUCUACCUUUAGUUCUCGGUACGAGUUUAAUCUUUAUUCGUACGCCAGUAACUUAUCCUUGGGGUUUGAGCUUUACAAUUUGUCGAAACAGCCUUCACCAUACAAUGACACUGAUGCGAUUGUCAACUCUUCUAUGAAGAUAUCACCUAAUUCCCAAAGUAUCACGAUUUCUCCAGGCAUGAGCUCGAUAGAUGUCACCGGGCCUGAGCCGCCAAUACAUAAACAGACGGUCAUGGCGGUGUUUCAGAAUCUCGUAAAGCAAAGUGACUUUUCAUCUGUGUUGAAGUUUUCAACCAGUCUAAAUGAUAGAAUGAUUAAAUUAUUAUGGGAAGGAAGAUGUAAGGAUUUUCUAGUGAGUGCUGGAACUCGGAUUUCUUUGAAUCCAAACACCAACCAACCCGAGUUCAACAAGCUUGGAGUAUCGUUUUCUUAUGCAUGCUAAUGACUUAUUAAUGUAUUAUAUUCAAUAUACUUUAUUUAUCCUACUC
Yamadazyma tenuis ATCC 10573 is the source of this 1376-nucleotide messenger RNA. It is a transcript of the gene MDM10, whose product is annotated as Mdm10p. The record is from RefSeq and is a predicted model, not a curated record. Gene Ontology annotation, cellular component: ERMES complex; SAM complex. Gene Ontology annotation, biological process: protein insertion into mitochondrial outer membrane; establishment of mitochondrion localization; phospholipid transport. NCBI's taxonomy places the organism in Eukaryota, Fungi, Ascomycota, Pichiomycetes, Serinales, Debaryomycetaceae.